Messenger RNA from Fragaria vesca subsp. vesca, 498 nucleotides. RefSeq lists its product as uncharacterized. The transcript has a single exon. Lineage: Eukaryota; Viridiplantae; Streptophyta; Magnoliopsida; Rosales; Rosaceae. The coding region runs from base 1 to 498 and encodes 165 amino acids. The record is from RefSeq and is a predicted model, not a curated record.
AUGCAGACUCCUCAAGGUCGUGGUUCACGUCCUGGUCGUGCCCCAAAUGUUGAAAGACACAGACAAUUAAGUGGGGCUAACAUGAUGGAGGAUUACUUUGUCAAGCGUCCAGUGUAUAGCAACACAAUUUUUCGCCAACGCUAUCGAAUGCAAAAACCAGUAUUCAAUCGCAUCAUGACAGACCUUUGCAAUUUCGAUGAUUUUUGGAAACAAAAACCAGAUGCCACUAGAAAGCUAGGAUUGCUACCAGAACAAAAAAUGACAGGUGCGUUACGAAUGCUUGCAUAUGGUGCAGGGGUUGAUCAAUGUGAUGAAAUCACCAGGAUGGGAACAUCAACUGCUUUGAAAUGCCUCAAGAAAUUUUGUGUACAAGUGGAGUAUUUGUACGGGGAUUGGUAUCUUCGAGCUCCUAAUGUCGUAGAUUUGCAAAGGCUUCUACACAAAGGACAACAACAUGGUUUUCCCGGCAUGAUUGGGAGCAUCGAUUGCAUGCACUAG